AUGGCAACAAGGCAAGCGCUCGAAGGUUUGAGCUGCGCUGACAUGGCAUUUCGAACAGAGCACAUCCCAGCCAUCCAAGCUUGCUCUUCGUUGAAGCUGAAAGCCGUCUACUCGAGGUCACAAAAGUCGGCCGCAGCCCUCGUGGCACCGCUGGAGGACAAGGUCGAUGUCUACUACGACUCGCCAGAGGAUUCCGGACACUCGGUCGACGACCUGCUUAAGCGCGACGACAUUGACGCCGUCAUUGUGGCCGUGCCCAUCCCUGCACAGCCGGCACUGAUCAAGAAGGCCUUUGCAGCCGGGAAACAUGUGCUGAGCGAAAAGCCGAUCGCCAAAGACAUAGCUACCGCCAAAGAUCUUCUGGAGUCAUACAAAGCAUCGUCAUCAAAAGGCUACUGGGCCGUCGGGGAGAACUUGAGAUUCUGGUACAGCGUGAACAAAGCAGCCGAGAUUUUGAAGGGUUUGGACGCUGAAUUGGUCACGUUCCGCACGAACGUGAACAUCUUUGUCGACGAGAAUGACAAGUUUUAUCAGACCAGCUGGCGUGCAACUCCCGAGUACCAGGGCGGAUUCCUUCUCGACGGCGGCGUCCAUUUCGUCGCCGUGACACGCUAUCUGCUGGCUGCGCUCAACCAGAAGCCCACCGGCGUGUCCGCUCUGACCACGUUGGUACAGCCAAUGUUGGCUCCCGUCGACACUCUCCAUGCGCUCUGGAAGGUGUCCAAUGGACGCCAGGGUUUCUUCAAUGUUUCGUUUGGCGUCGAAUUUCAGUCCGGCUUUGAAUUCGAGAUCGUGACCAGUAAAGGCAGCGUUCUGGUCCGCAUGACAGAGGUCAUCACCACCACCAAGGAUGAUGCCGGCGAAAAGAAGCCAUCGACAACGGAGGUGCCUAUGAGUAUGGGUGUUAAGGAGGAGGUGGCCGCUUUUGCAGAGAGUCUGGAAAAGGGCAAGUUGGAUCCACGACUGUCACCGGAGGAAGCGAUUGCGGAUCUGCAGAUAUUGGAAGCGAUGCUCAAAUCCGACGGGAAUAUUGUCAGCUUAGUAUAG
This is a messenger RNA of Capronia coronata CBS 617.96, 1047 nucleotides long. RefSeq lists its product as uncharacterized. Gene Ontology annotation, cellular component: cytoplasm. Gene Ontology annotation, molecular function: oxidoreductase activity; nucleotide binding. Lineage: Eukaryota; Fungi; Ascomycota; Eurotiomycetes; Chaetothyriales; Herpotrichiellaceae. Gene Ontology annotation, biological process: NADPH regeneration. The transcript has 2 exons. The record is from RefSeq and is a predicted model, not a curated record. Bases 1 to 1047 code for a protein of 348 amino acids.